UCUCUGUAUAGUUGGAUGAACUCCCUCCAAAAUUCCUGAGUAUCCCGUGUGGUCGCCAUGGUUAUAAAGGAAAGACUGAGCUGUUGGCGCAAUCAUAGCCACUAACUAUCACUCCUGAUGGUGUAAUCCCCGCUGUGACGUCACAAUCAGUCGACUACAUCAUGGAGGCAAGGGGAGGCAGGAGCUCGGCAGUCAGAGCACAUUUUCGUCCCUUUCCUCACCUCCAGUCACGGAAUAUGAUAACACUACAACUUUGAAUCUACAGCCAGACAUACCCCAGCUGAUCUCAAGUUCCCCAGAAGCACUCAGACGCUUACCCACUCCACACACCAGUGACCAGCAGGCAACUAGGUUUGGCGAGGAUUCAAACACGAGCCGCCUUAGCCAACUACGACACCCAGCCAGUCAAGGAGGUGGGAGAGACUUGCUGGAUGAGGCGUUGGACCAGUUCACUGUGAAAGAAAUCAGUCACCAAUGGGAAUUAUAAUGAAACUGAUGGAUGUCGUUAUGCUGUUACUGAUUAUAUUAGUAACAUUAGCAAACUACAUUAAGGCAUCAGAAUUUCUCGAGGAGGAACGUAUGGUGUUGAAUACGGAGGACGGCAGGAUCUCAGGCUUCAAGGAUUAUUCUACUAAGGGUCUAGAGUUCUUCACCUUCCAUGCAAUCCCAUAUGCCAAGCCUCCAGUCGGUAAACUGCGCUUUAAGGACCCAGUGCCGAUCGAGAGGUGGGAGGAGGUAAGAGAUGGCACGAAGAUACCACCGUCGUGUCCACAGAUUCCCUUUGUCUCUCUUGUCAUGAGGAAACGUGAAUUCGAAGGUGAAGAAGACUGUCUCUUCCUCAGUGUAUUCUCCCCAAUGAGCAGACUAUCUUCUCGUCGCGACAAGCUACUUCCCGUUAUGGUGUUCUUCCACGGUGGCGCCUUCUUCGCAGGAGGGAUCAGUAAAUACAACGGUUAUGUCAUGAUGAAUGAAGAUGUAAUCCUGGUCCUAGUUCAAUAUCGCCUUGGAAUAUUGGGUUUUCUGUCAACGGAGGAUUCUGUGAUGCCAGGGAACUUCGGGCUAAAGGAUCAGACCCUGGCUCUCCGCUGGGUGCAGAGGAACAUUCAUCAUUUUGCAGGAGAUCCAGAUCGUGUGACGCUUUUCGGGGAGAGUGCAGGUGGCGCCUCUGUCCACUAUCACCUCUUGUCUCCGUACUCCCAAGAUUUGUACGCACGAGCCAUCAUGAUGUCAGGGACAUUGUUUAACGGGUGGGCCAUGGGUGGUGCCUACAAGGACGUGGCGCAGUACACGGCCAGACUAUUUGAGUGUCCGGAGUCCCAAGAGGAUGCGGGACAGGUCAGCCACGAUUUGAUGCACUGCCUUCAGGGCGUUGACGUGAAAAACUUGACCCUCUCCUUAAUGGAUCACGUGGUCUUCAACUUCAACCCUGUAUUACUGGGACCACGUGUGGACGGGGAUGUGCUGCCCGCCCAGCCCGAGGUGUUAAUGGUUGAAGGGCGUUAUAAAAUCACUAAUGUCAUCUCAGGGAUCACAUCUCACGAGGGCGGACUCUUUGCGUCGCCCCUGUACAGCAGUGAGAGAAUGAUGUCUGACCUUGUAGAUAAUUUUAUGGAAAUAGGACCAGCGUCCCUAGACUUUAAUGCCGGAGAUGUAGCGCCUGUACAAUUAUCUCAGAGAAUAUUCGACCACUACCUUGGUGGCGUCAAGAUAAAAAAGGCGGAUGCUGAUAAGAUAUGCCAACUGUUUGGUGAUCGUCACUUUAACAUAGGUCACGAUCUCAUGUCAGCCCUCUACGCCAGAAAUGUGGGAGCUACCAAGAUAUUCCUUUACUCACUCGAUAUGGGCAAUGUGGGCGACCGCCCAGGGCGCAAUGUAUCUAGGGAUUGGGUUAAUCAUGUGGACGACAUGUUCUAUUUGUUUACCGGGCAAACCAUAUGGAAGCCUCUUGAGAGGGACGAAGAUUUGAGGCUGAGGGAUAUCAUGACCAAACUUUGGGUGAACUUUGCUGCUUUGGGGAAUCCCACACCUGAUGAGUCUCUUGGGUUCACCUGGGAACCUGCAGCUGCUGAUGAAUUAAAACACCUGUCGCUCACACCUGCACCUGCAAUGACAGGUGACACCAGGAAGGAGGUUCGUGCCUUUUGGGAAACGUUACCCACCAAGCAAAACUAUUGUCUUCAUCCUGAAAAGGUCAUUCCCAUCCCUCAGGACAAAACAAAUGGUUCAGCACAUACUGAAUAUCAAACUGCAUUCAAGAUGCGUAGGAAAUGGAGACAUCAAGAUGAACUUUAAAAAAUGAGACCACCUUGUGGGAAGACUACUGAUAAUAUUAUGAUGUAUGUACAUGACUUUUUCCCUUUGAUUUCUAAGCUUUUUUCAUAUGAUUUCUCUCUGUACCCUAUCCCAAGUUUUGUUCCUUGGCAUUUCGUCACUCCAGUCUCCUAAACCUACUAAUAAUGUCUCACAGGAGUCAAAUUAUUAAUAAAUUUAGUACAGUUAA
This is a messenger RNA of Portunus trituberculatus (swimming crab), 2500 nucleotides long. RefSeq names its product juvenile hormone esterase-like. NCBI's taxonomy places the organism in Eukaryota, Metazoa, Arthropoda, Malacostraca, Decapoda, Portunidae. The record is from RefSeq and is a predicted model, not a curated record.